Molecule: messenger RNA, 2882 nt
Organism: Eurytemora carolleeae
Lineage: Eukaryota; Metazoa; Arthropoda; Copepoda; Calanoida; Temoridae
Product: CD109 antigen
Exons: 41
Coding region: 1-2871 (956 amino acids)
Cellular component (GO): extracellular region
Molecular function (GO): endopeptidase inhibitor activity; protein binding
Source: RefSeq, a predicted model, not a curated record
AUGUGCGUGAAGCGAGAGGGAGAAAUACCUGACUCUGUGACCUACUACCCUGCGAUGGAUUACGGGAUAGACUCUAAUAGAACCCUCGAACUACAAGAUCUGAUAGUUUUCACAGAUUAUGUUGGAAUCCCUCAAACUCCAUUAACAAGAUACUGCGCCAAUACUACAGGACUCAACCCUUGCAUGUUAACAGGCUGUUUCACUGAGGAGCAGCGGUGUAAUGGUAUAGCAGACUGUGAGGAUGGUUAUGAUGAGAGUAACUGUGGAGAUCAUUCAAGAAUUAAACAAGAGCUAACCUACAGAUACAGAUUAUCCAGAAUGAACAGAUUUGAUUCCUUCUAUGACAUUUCUGACGGUGACUGGGGUUGGAUAAACACUAAUAUUGAUGAAGAUCAUGAGGAGUUCAGAACACUUGAUGUUCCAGAGACAGCUGAAGAGUGGUUCUUCACAGCUUUCAGUGUGAGCAAGACCUAUGGAUUAUCCAUCUUAGAAGAAUUCGUUUCCUUCUCCUCCUACAGACCAAUCUGGUUAUAUUGUGAAGGUCCUGGUACAAUAAGACGAGGGGAAACUGUUGGGAUAAAAUGUACAGUGUUCAACUGGGGUGAACCUAAUGUGGAAUGUAUGCUGAAUCUUAGAGGGUCUGAUGAUUAUGAGUUUGUUCACGUGGAAGAGUUUGGUUAUGUUGUGAGCUACAAUCCACGAACUAGUAAAGGAGAUCAUCAUCAUCUUCUAUAUAUCAGAGGAGAUACAACAGAAGAUGUACAUUUUCCAAUCAAACCUAUGGUGCAACAAGGAACAAUAACUGUUACCGUAGAGCUUUCCACUCAAAUAGUUCAUCUUACUCAAGAAGUAGAAAUUGAAAUUAUUGGCGAGGGUAGCCUAGUACACAGACAUACAUCGGUUGUUCUAGAUCUUAAGAAUCGGGCAAACGAACUAGAGUUUAUGGAUAUUAUUGUGGAUGAAACGGAAAUUAUUCCUUACGAAAUAUACAGAAGAUACAUCUCAGGUAGUCCUAAGGGACUAAUGACUUUAUCUGGAGAUGUGAUUGGUCCAACAUUUAGUGGCGGGGAACCAGUUUCUCUCUACACGAUGUUCCCAACAGGACACGGAAAAUACGGAAAAGGAACAGAGUUCCAUUUGUUUAAUUUGGCGGCAAAUUCAUGGCAGCUUCAUUAUCAUAGACUGACAAAUCAGUGGCAAGAUUUGGAUCCGGGAGAAAGAAGCAGUAUCUUUCAAGCAAUGAAUUUAGAACUAGCGGCUGUUAUGAGACGAUACUCUACACAGGGCUAUCUCACAAUGUUUGAUUAUUCUCCCCCUUCAGUCUGGUUAACAGCCUGGUGUAUCAGAAUAUUCAAGGAUGUCGGGUUCCAGGAUUGGGAGGAUUAUAUUUACAUUGAUCCACAAAUAUAUGAAUCAUCAGUGCUUUGGCUGAUUAAUUUCCAGGAUGUUUCGGGAUUCUUCGUUGAGACUGAAUAUAUCCAGGUUCCUUUUUUGCUACACAUGGAUAGAAAAGAUAAAGCAACAAACUCUUCUAACCACGUGGCGCUCACUGCGCAUGUGCUGAUCGCCUUGCACAAUGCCGCGUCCAGACUUACAGGGCAUGUAACAAAAUACUGUAGCACAGCAAGACAAGCGGCAGUUCGAUAUUUAGAGCGUAAUCUAGACCAUCUCACAGAUCCUUACGAGAUGGCCAUUUCAGCGUAUGCACUUACUGUCACCCAAUCAUCAGAAUCUGAAGAAGCAUACAACAAGCUAUUCAGUAUGAGACGGGAAGAGGGUGGCAUGAGUUACUGGAGCAGAACAAGAAUUGAAACCAACAAGGUCCGUUAUCAGUUUAAUAGACCCUUUCUUGAACCUAAAGCAAAACAAGAGAACGAUGCUCUGGCUGUGGAAGCAACAGGAUAUGCUCUGCUGACUCUCUUCAGAAUGGAUGGGGGCGGAAUCACAUUUUUGCAAGACCAGAUUGUUAAAUGGUUGAACACAAUGCGCCUCGGAGUGGGAGGAUUUAUAUCAACAGUUGAUACAAUUAUAUCAAUGGAGGCUCUGGUUAGAUAUGCAUAUCAUAACAAUAUCAAGGACUUAUCGAAUAUGUAUGUAAACCUAGAUCUUCCAGAUUCAAACUUUACAAAAACUUUUCAUAUUCUUAGAGAAGGGAGGCUCAGCUGUAGAGAUUUACCUAUUUUCUUUCGUGUGAGUAGUGGUAUCGAAAUACCAAUUGAGAAUGUUUGGGGCCAUGUCAAUCUACGAGCUUGGGGAGCAGGACAAGCAGUGGCGCAGUUGGAUUUAACCUAUGGCAUAGAUUAUCCACCCCUAGUGGACAGUCCUCCAAAGCGCUGUUUUGAUUUAACAAUAAAGGAAACGUUUUCUGGUCGUAAUAAAUCUAAUAUCAUGUAUACAUCUUGCAUCAAAUGGACUUGUCUUGACGAUGGACCACAGUCAGGGUUCGCUAUGCUAGUUCUUGAUAUUCCUUCAGGUUACCUUCUUCUACAGCCUGAUGCAUUACAGAUUGUUAGAUCAAAAAAAAUACCUCAGUUGGUUGACGCUGAUAUGGAGAAAGAAGGGAAAACUAUUUGGUAUUUUGAUCAUAUUCCCGCCAAAACACAAUGCUUUGAUCAAACUAUUACACGAUAUUAUCCUGUAGCAAAUCUGUCUCGAACAAGACAAGCUCUCAUCAUUGAACCUCAGAGACCGGAGAAAUUCUUUAUCAGGACAUUUAACUCCACAGCUCUCUACAUCUUGAGUGUGUGUGAGGUCUGUGGGAGCUACCAGUGUCCUUACUGUCCGUACUACAGUGGAGGAGCUAAUUUUAUUAAUUUUUCUUUUAUACUCAGUACUAUCAUUCUUAUCCUUAGUUCAUUCAUUCAUACUUAGUACUAUCAUNG